AUGACCAAGACCCAUAAUGAUCUUGAUGCUAUUCUACAACUCUUGCAAGAGGUGAGUUAAAUUCUCUCUAAUUAAUGCAACUUGGUUCUAUAAUUGGUUAUACCCCAAUGGCAUCCAUGGUGAAAAAGACGGCCUGAGUUGGCUCAUUGAGUGAUCUAAAUCUUGUGUGAGGGUGGAUUCUCAAUGCUCAGCAUUAUAUUAUAUAAACUACCGUAAACUUCCCAACGUAACUGCAGCCCCCUUAAAGUAGCAACCUUUCAAAAGGAGCAAUAAAAUUUCACAGGUGUUAGCAAAUGCCAAAAGUAGCAACCCUCCGAAAAUGACAACCCUCCGAAAGUAGCGACUUCAAAAGUUAUUUUUCUUCUUGCUAGAAACAAUGGAAAUUGUAGUUAUGACAAGCUUUCCCAAACUGAUCCGAGAUUUAUUUUUUAACAACUGUAAUGAUCUUUGACAUUCCUUUAUGUAACUCAAAAGGUUCAUUACAUGUACAUUUUUUUUUUUCAAAAAGUCUUCCUUUCGUCUGUGAAUACCCACACAGUAAUCAAACAAUUUUUUUGAAUAUUUAUUUAAAAAGCUAUGACAUGAAAUAGGUUCUCCAAAUAAAAAGUGUUGCUGUUUUCACAAUUGUCGUGAUAUUAUUAUCAUAACUUCGCACAGCCCAUGUACGACACACGGUUUAGCUACCCGAAAGUAGCUACAAUGUAUAGGAAAAGGCUGCUAAAUUCAAAAGUAAUGAGGGUUGUUACUUCAGAAACUUUACAGUAUGAUUUAAGUAUAAUUUGUAUCAUGACACCAAUACAGUGUUGCCUGUUGCUUUACAGUGAAGCCAGGCCAAGCUAAGCUUACCCCCACAGAAUCCAUUAAUGAACUGACCAUUUUAAAAACUGAAUUAGUUUUUGGUGCUAAUGUUAUCUAAUUCAAAUCUGAAUUCCUGCAUGCAUAAAGAGCUAAGAAAUUUUUUACGAUCAGUUCUCUGUAUAUAUUUGGUGAGGUUGAAAAACCUUUCAUUUUUAAAUAGAUCAUACCAGUAUAUUGACUUCUAUAAGAAGGCUGGGGAGCUUUUUAUCCAUUGGAUAGCGUUUUUAAAUUUUAAACACCCAUGCCAGACUGAUCACUGUUAUUCAUAUUUUAGUGUUUUUUUCUAGUAAAUGAUUAAUUUUUUAAUGAUUAAUUUUUUCCCUCCAAAUUUUUGUUUAACAGAAAGAGAAAGACCUAGAGCUUGCUGCCAGGAUUGGACAGGUGAGAACAUUGUCAAAUACUGCAGCUACAUGUAAAAUUGAUAAUGCACAGCUUGCAUGCAUUUUUCCUUGAUAUUCAAGUUUUUGUUGAUGACUGUUGUCUCUGAUCUGCAGUCCAUGUUUGUUUUAAUGCAAGGAUCAGCCUGCUGACUUGCUCCAAUCUCUACCACCGAGCAAGGACUAAUAUUAUUUUGACCUGUCUGAGCCAUAAUUAAUAAAAAAUAUUAUUUAUAAUAAUUUAUAAAUAAUGAAUAAAAUUUAAUUUCUCAUGAGGUACACAGGUGCCAACUUUUCAUUUUGUUAUUCUUCUAGUCCUUAUUGGAAAGAAACAAGCAGCUGUUGGCUAAAACGCAAGCUUUUGAAAGUUUUGUUGCUGAAUGUGAUGAAAAGGUCAGUACAACAAUGUUUAAGGGGAGCUGUCAUUAAAGUUUUAAGUGGCUUCAUGGUCUCUCACGGAAAGUAGUUAUUUAUCGGACAAGUCAUCCUUUGUUUGAUAUUUUUUAACUCAUUUUCAAACUUAGGGAAGCAGGCUAAAUUUGCUGCAGUAGCUGGCUAACAAAGCUGGCUGGUAAUGACUUCAAUAAUCAACUUGUUUUAUAAACUAAAAGAAAAAUUUUGUUUCACCAGGAAACCCAGCUUCAGCAUGAGGUGUCUAUGAAGAAUGAAUUGCUUCAGAAAUUUUUGAGGGAUCAAGAAUUAGAAGAGUACUAUCAGCUGUCUCAUCGCUCAGAUGAAGACAGUCGAAGGUGAGCUGAAUUAUGCCAUUUUAAAAUGUCAAUCAAUCAAUCAGUCUUUACUCAUGGUGUCACUUCAUUAAAAAUGCACUAAUGUAAAUUUGCCCAGGCUAAUAUCUGAUUUAAUUACUCUCCACAAGGGGUAGGCUCAUCAGAGCAUAUAGCAUAGACCAGUAAUGCAAUAAAAAAAUAUCCUCUAAAAAAUAUUCAACUUAACCCAUUCGCUCCUGGAGAUUUUGCCGAAAAACGCGUUUUGAAGCUAGUCGAGUGGUUUUCUGGUCACUGUCGUGCUUUUAAGAGCUAAAACUUACCACAAACCGGUUUACAGGUCGUACACUUCACGAAGUUGUCCUUGACCAUUAAAACUGAUGACGUCACAAAGGGUAGAAAGGACAUGGAUCCGCACGGGCGGUUACGGGCAGUUCAGGGGCGAAUGGGUUAAUAUGACAGAUCUAGAGAUCCAAUGUGAUCCAAUGAGAUGGCCUAAAUUAGACUUUGUACAGAUAGCCAAGUAGUUUGUAAAAAAAUCUGUUUGGUUAAUAACUGCAUCCCUAAAUAAGUAACAGCUCAUUUACCCUGCGAGCAGUGGUUUCUCCAAGCUGGACGCUACGCUACGAAGGGAUAGAACUCUUCCUUCAAAGCGUAGCGUCCUGCCUGGAGAAACCACUGCUCGCAGGGUACAAGUCAUUAAGCUAUGCCCUAAAAUGUGCACAUUUCUCUUCUUUUUGCAGUAGCGACAGUUUUUGCAGAGAUGAAUCAAUCAACUCAUUACAGCAGAAAUGUCAAGCCUUGGAGCAACAGAACACACAUCUCAUCUUAGAGGUAUGGCAAUAAAUGACCAACAGUAUACUAAAGGUGUUUCUUACAAUAUGCAAAAGUAUUGGUUAAACCACUGUGAUGUCUCAUAUUUAGGUUUCUAUAAUGUGAUUCUGUAGCUCUGGAAAUUACAAAGAUUUACCGUAGACUUGCUUGGAUGAAUUUUGUAGGCUUUGCAGAUAAAGGAGGAGACAGCCUCAGUUGAAAUGAAGGAGCAGCAACUGGUCUUAGAUUGUGUCAAGCAACUAGGUAAGUGAAUCAGGCCCUCCUAGGAAAUCUAAAGUAAAAGGAGAAAUAAUUUAAGUAGGUGGAAAUAAAUUACCUCGAAAUCACAGAGGGUAGGUAUGGGAGGGAGCUGGCCCCCAUCUUUUGGUGAACUUGAGGGCUUUUCCCAGGAAAAGCAGCUACAAAACAAAUACUUUGCACUUUGAAUUUAGGCUUCGCAAAAUGAUUUCAUUUGAUGAUAAUAUUAUUUGUGUCUUUGAUAGUUGAAGCAAAAGAUCAGAUAACUUCCCUGACUGAUGAGAUUUCUCAGAAAGCAGACGACAAUAUCAGGCAACAGGUAUAUAUAUCAUUUUCUUGAACAGAAUGCAAAAUAAGGGUCUUAUUUUUGGUUGUGUGUGCAGCCUUUCACUUGAAAACAUACCUAAAAUAAAUCCAUUUUUUUUAUUUUCGUUACUUAAUUUCAGCUCAUUACUUUUUCCUUUUUUUGAUCGUGCAAAGUGUGUAGUAAAAAUCUUAUUUUCUUCCAAUUAGAGCUAUAAACAUUGAAUUCUCUUUUGGUAUCAUUAAUAACCUAGUUACUACCACAAGUUUUUCUGAAAAACACUGUUUGAAGCGUGACAGACUAGCCGUUUCCUGGUCAGCAUCUGGCCAAACAAAACAGGAAAAGACUUCCCAAAAGGUUGUUUACAAGUCAAGCACUAUGUUGGCUUUUGUCCUUGAUGCUAAUUAUAGGUUCCAAUAUUCCAGGCUUGUGCAGAAGGGAAAGUUUUUUCUCUUGGCUUUUACCUUUUUCUCUCUCUACGUCCCACUUCUUUUUCUUUUCUUCUCCCUUUUCCUCUCACUGAACAUUUACUAGGCUUCAUUUUGGUUUCCAUAAAACUGAGUUAACUGAGUUAUCAUUGAGUUAAUUCAGAGGUACGGCGUAAAUUGUUUAAGAAAUUUGAAGCAAAGAUUUUUUUUGUAUUUCAGGAAGAAAUCACCCAUCUAAUAACAACUGUUGUGGAUCUUCAGAAAAGGCACAAGGAAGUAAGAUUAUCCCUUUCAAGCCUCAAUAUCCGCAUACAAAUUCUCUUGACCGAUCUACAUACAUUUCCUUAAGAAUGAGUAGUGAGAACGUGAUUAAAGAUCAAAACAUUUUCACUGUGAUGAUCAUUUUAUUAAUUCUCCUAACCUUUGCUCUUGAUGUUGUACUGAUAUUGUGAGGAGAAGUUUGCUGUUGGUCAAUCUUGGGACUUAAAGCAGAGUUUGUACAGAGUCUUGAAUUCGUGAAAAAGUCUUGAAAUUUGCCCAGCAAUUUUCCAGACCUGAAAAAAGUCUAGAAAAUAGAGAUAAAGUCUGGAAAAAAAUGGUAAAAGGUCUUGAGGUUUUUUGAAGGCUACAACAAGUGCUUUACAAGUGAAAUUUUUUUCCUGUUGGUCAAAUCAUAUUCAAUCUCUCUGCUCUAUUGUAAUGCAUGGCUAUUAUAUUAACUGUUCUGCAAUUUUAUGUGCAACAAGAAGUGAGAUGUUAUUCUGUCUUGUAAGUACUCAUGUUAUUUUUCUGUUUUUAGUUGUCAUCAAACAAUGAAGAUUUACAGAGUUUGUUAAACUCAUCCCAGGCCAAUCAAGAACAGCUGAAGACUCAGGUGAUUGUCCUUAACUUAAGAGGAAAUUAAUUUUGUUUAGCUUCGCCAAUGCUGGCAUACUCACCAAUUACUGCGGGCCCAUAACAGUCCCUCCCCCCAUUAGAGAUACACCACCACACCCGGGUUUACUUUUGCUAGUCUUUAUGAACAGUGUGUGGGUUUCUUCAACAUCUCAUGGAAUUGGUAUGUGCAAGGGUUGUGAGACAGGGCCUAUGGUUCAUCAUCCUUCUCCAAUUAAGACUAGAAAGUUUAACCAUUAUUUUGUAAGUUUCACUUGCAUGCACAACUUUGGUGAACAAACCAGACAAGUAUGGUGAGACAAAUCCCGUCAUGUACCAGGGCUGUCAUUAAGAGCUGGGGGCUGGGGAUUUCUGCCAGCUACAGUGAACGUGGCCCGUGGCUACUUUCAUAGGAAAAUAGAAGAAAAAUAAAACCAAAAGAAACCCUUAGCUCUUUGAUUCCCUGGCUACUUCUUGUAUUUACCCAGCAACUUGAAAUCUUAGUGACAUCCCUUAUGUACGAACACACAAAAAGAACUCAAAAGAUGCUGUUUGCUGAUUGGUCAAAAUAAUACAAAGCAUAUUUUGUGACCAAUCAGGGGCCACCAUUUGCUUGAACCUUUGGAAAUGGUCUGGUGAAGGUCAGUAACCAGGGGCUUUUCUGCCCCUGGGUCACCAAUGAUAGACAUUAGCAAGAGCUAAAUAAAAACUGUUUUGUUUCAGGUUAGUGAUUUGCAAGAAAAAUACCAUGAAUGUCUGGAGAUGCUGAUGGAAAACCAGGUGAUUUAAAUUGAGUUUGUUGCUGUUUUUCUUAAUGGUAAUAAUAAUAUGCUUAAAUCUGCAAUAGCAUAUUGAUAUAUUUGUCUAAAAUGUUUUUUAUUUUAUUUUAUAGAGAGAAGUAAAAAAGUUGAACACAAAGAUAGAGUAAGUUAACCAUUAGGCCUUGGUUGUUCAAAGGCUGGAUAGCGCUAUCCAACGGAUAAAUCACUAUCCAGUGGUAGUGCAAUUAGUUUUCCUAAUACUUUUCCACUGGAUAGAGAUUUAUGGGGUGGAUAGCUCUAUCCAAUGUUUGAAAAACUGGGGCCUGGUACAAUUUAUGCUUAGAAUUAAAUUUAUUUUUUGCACAAGUUAGAUUCUAAAACUUUUCCCUGGUUGUGUUUUAGGUCUGACAUGGUACCCAGAAAAAGGUCACAGUUACCAUAUCAUGUAAGUACAAAGUGACCCUGGGUGCCUCAAAAUUACUGUCUGCUAGCCUGGGAAAAGUCAAGCGACCAGUUGGGCUAGCAUGCUUUAAUUCUGAGUUGUCUGAUGGGCAUGCAACAUUUGACAAGAUAAAGUAAAUGUUUGCUCCGGGCUAGUAAACUUCAGCAACAGCUUGCAUAAAGAGCAAGUGUUUUUUUAAAAUUGGAAAGAUUAAAUGGAUUGAAUCAGGAUCGAAUUAGGAUAUACUCACUAAUAUUGCCUCAAAAUUUAUGUAUGAAGUGUUGUUUAAAAUGCUCAGGAACCAACUUUGGUCCCGGGGUCCUCCUCCUACUUGUCCCUGUGGGGGGAUAGGUAGGACGAGGUUACUUUAGCUGAUAAGCUGCAGUGGCGGAUCGAGACCUUCAGAUAAGGGGGGGUCCAGUCAUCCAGACCCUGAGAUAAGGAGGGGAGGGGGUGAUCUCAAAAAAAAUUUCUUUGGCGCUUUGGGCCUAAGUUUGGUUGAAAAAUAAGGGAAGGGGGCCUCCCCUGUAUCCGCCACUGGGCUGUGGUGCGUUUUAUCAGUGUUUCGUUUUUGUAGGGGUUCAAAGUUAAAGAUAACAAUUUGUCAUUUUGUGGGUAAUUCCUGUAGGAUUCCCGCGAUUCUAUUGCCCUGGAAAUUGAGGAAAGUGUCAAGAGAGAUCUGACCACUCAGCAGGAGAAGAGGUACAAUUACUCCCAAUAGUAACCAACUUCAAUUUUCUCUUAAUGAUAUCCAUACAUUGUCAAGAGAUUAGGUUAUAAGAAUUAAUAAAAUGAUCACCUAAGAGAAAAAACUUCGAUCUUUUAUCAAAUGCUCUUAACUCAUUCUUUAAAGAAAUAUAUAGGGAUCAGUUUGGAGAAUUUGUAUGUGGAUAUUGGUGCUUAAAGGGUUAAAUAUAACACCCACAUAUUUCUUAUGGCUUUCUUUAUUACUGCCAAUUUUUAAUCGGCCAUUUUGGGACUGAGAUGCUGUGGUGCCGAAUUGUACCAUGAAGCUGUUUUUUCGCUGCUUUUUAUUGGCUGUUACGAGGUCGAGCAGGGACCUGGGUCCAAAUUCGGUCCCCAAAACAUUAUCGACCCAGUCUUGAGAACGACCUCAAUAUGUCCAGUACAGCAGCCUAUAGAAAACUGGCAACUAAAGUAUGUUUUUAAAACAAUCUUUAGCCUUUUCUUUUUAUUAGGGGGAGGGAGAGGAAACAAGCGAAGUUGUAGCUCUGCAAGUUGCGAAAUUUUUCUGACGUUUGUUGGAAUGGUGGGGGCACAAACUUGCCCAACCCCCGCCCCCCCCCCCACCCUCCACCCCUCCGCCCCUCCACUGUACAACACCAUUUUUGUGGAGCCGUAGCUUCGAUCGCCUUAAACCUAUUGCUCUCAAACUUGGAUUCGCUACUGAUCUCAAGGAGCUCUUUCCAUCGCUAUCGAUGGAUGUUUAUGGUCAUCUCGCCGCCAAGAAGUGGACUCGUCGCCAGUCAACUCGCCACCAACAACUCUCAUCGCCACCAACUAAUGUCUCUGCAUUAAUCAACGUGUUUACUCACCUAGGAUUACUUACCUAGAAUUUUUACUUUUUCGCUAAGCUUAUUCGAAUUUGAUUACAGAGUUAUUACUUGGUGGCGUGGUGGUCGGCGGCGAGUCGACUUCUUGGUGGCGAGAUGACCAGUACCUCGAUUGAUUGUCACUAACUGGUUUAUGAAAAAAAUGAAAAAAAGUCAGGCAAGGGUCUAAUGACAACCAUUUCAUUUUCUUUACAGAGAGCACACAGCGCGCGUUAUGGAAACUGUCCGUGUGAUUAAUAGUGGUAGUUCUGGACGAAGAACCAGGAAAACCGGACUCCGUGCAAGUAAGAGCGGUGCCGGAUUUCAGUUUGAUCCUUCAGGUAUCGUGACUGGAUCAGCGGAAAAUGGUGGUGCUGCGGCCAACUCACAGACUGGCAGCCCAGCGGCAGGUACUAACUUAUAUAACUGAUACACUUCUCCCACGCUAGUCUACGAGCAAGUUCCCUGGGGACGAUGGACGAGAGAAGAAUUGCGGUCGUUUUGCCCGACGGCGUUUGCCAGGACAUUAGUCGAUUCGCUCGAUGACAUACAACACUCUACAACAUGGUGAACAUACCUUUCGAGAUGUUAUUUCAGUUACCCUUGGAUUCCAAAUGUGCAGUCACUGUCUUUAAAUGCUUAUUCCUUUUUCUCGGGCUUAAAGAAUGACAAAUACACUUCGGGCGAAUCGACUUAGUCAGGGUGAACUGCUAUCGGGCGAACCGACCUUCGGGCGAAACGACCUGAUACCCGAGAGAAUACGAGAGCUCUCCCCUUUUUCUCUUCCGGUCCCGGAGCCAGUCAGAGAACCUGCUAGCAUGCUUCUCGCGCGCUUCUCGCGGGUUUCUCGCUAUCUUAUCACAAUAGCAAGUGAACAUCGAACUUGAAAACAAUCCAUUGUGCUAUCCAACGUGGGAAGUGAUUUUGAUUUGUUGAUUUCACUGAAAGGAUUGAAACCCGUCAAGGUAAAACUGAUUUGUAUGUUUUUAAUUUUUUUAACAGAAAGAAGGAUAUCUUACUCUGGGAGACGGUCGUUUCGAGCUCCAGAGAAGUUACAGAUCGUCAAACCAAUCAAAGGUGAGACAAGUUCACACUCAUCAUCUUGAUUCACAAUAACCGAGAGGCUUUGGCCAUGUUGAGUUGGCGUGAGAGACUGGGUCGAGGUUGUGUUGAAAUGUUGUGUAGGACGAUGAGCGAAUACUGCCCCAGUUUCUUGCGCAACCUCGUUAUAGCCAGUAGAGAGGACGUAAUGACUCUCCUGUCUAUGAAAAGAGCCAUAGAGUUCCCCAAAACAGCCGUAUUGUUCAGUUCGACAAAACACGAAAAGCAGGAACAGAAAGGUCAAUUAACUUGACAGGUCUCAUAUAUGACCAGCCCGUUUUACAAUACAACUAAAUUAAGUACGAAGAACCAUUUUGUUAGUAGACUCAAGGGGCAAACUCAAUACAGCUCAAUUGUGUUGCGUUUUUACAAAGCUAAGCAGAUUUGAACUCUGUUUUAAACUCCGUGUGUAAACGUUAGUGAACUUUCCAAAGAAACAAGUCAGGAAAGUCGAGGUCCGAAAAAUCGAAGUACGGAUAAUCAAUGUCAGGUUAAUCAAAGCCCGGAUAAUCGAGGUCCGGCUAAUCAAGGCCAUGAAAAUCGAAAUUAAUCGAGGUCCGGAUAAAAGAGGUGUGGACAAUCGAGGUCCGACUGUACGUAUUUUUGGGGUCUUAAUAUUCCAUUCUUCUGACAGGAUCAGUUACUUUGCAUCAGUGGAAGAAACUAGCCAAUCCGACCUUAAAUCUCGCUGAGGAACGUCCUGGGGUGCACGUUAAAGGUCAGGACCGAGAAAUGGGGACCGGAGAGCCAAGGGAGCAGACUGACUUAAGUGAUAUGGACCCUGAUGAUCUUGAGUACGAGGAAGAUGCGUCUGUACACAUGCGCAGUGUUCGGACUUCAGAGUCUGCUUCAGAGGCUACCAGCCAUACGGGGACAAACGAAGGUGAUGACCAUGAUGAUGAUAAUGACGAUGAUGAUGGACCGAUUCAAAUGCGAAUUAGCAGGAAUCAAGAUAAAGGAACUCCAGUUUCAAAGGCUGAGAAAGGAGCUAGCGUGAAAAGACCCUCCUCUUUGACCCCUCCUCAAAACAUGGGCCUGAUGCCACUGGUCAGUGGUCAUGGACUCCAGAGGACCGUCGAUAGCGGGGGCAUCUUAGCGCAUCUUCUAAGCGGUCCCUCGACUUCAUCCCCUACUACGUCAUCUGUGGGGCAGGUACUUGCUGAGGUCUUAAACAAGGCCAGUAAGGAAGCGUCUGAAAAGGAGCCUACACGCGCUGCAUCUCUCCGGAACCUGGCAAAGUACUUCAGUGAUAAAGAGCGUGGUAGUAACCCCACCCCGGUGAAAACUAAAGCCCCAGCCUCUUCUCCCGUGAUACAAAUGCCGAAGACUAGUUCCCCAGCGGGUGGACUACUGAGUAAGGUUCUUGCGUCAAGUUCAUUAUCUGCGAAUUUGACUUUUCCUUCACCGAUUACAACCACUGCCAAAAGCACCGGGUUACCCACAACGACGACUACCAGCACCUCGACUUCUCCAAGUAUUCUUACACGAGGUACUCUAGUUAGGAACUCUAGUGGUAGUAACCUACUGAGUUUGGCUCAGGGGUCCUUGGCGGAUGAUACGUCAGGUAAGCGUCAUAGUCUGGACUCUGCAAAAUUGCUUAAGACCACUUCCGGUGCACUAGACUCACCACCAGACUUUUCUCAGUUGAAUUUUCCAACUCUUCGUCGACGUGCCAGCAGCGGCGAUUUGCAAGAAACAGCGUCAGGUUCCAGCAGUUUAGAUGACUUAAGUGGCAAUGGUUCAGGGAUGAGAUUGUACAGGAGCUCUAGCUUUGGAAACAUCAAGGAUCUUAGCAACGAAAACCUGGCAGGUCCAUCAAGGGACGUUUCAGAGGGUGGCUUUUUCGGUCGUCUGAGGCGCACCCCGAGUAUAGGGAGCCUUACAAAUCUGGUGCAAAGGAGCAAUUUAACCGCUACCUUACCAGGUACACUAGGGCUCCGCUCAACAAGUUUGGAAUCACUUCCAGUUUUUAAACCUGGAGAAUCACCCCCAUCACCUUCAAAGUUUGACCAAGAUGGGACAAGUUUCUUUGGUCGCGGUCUCUCUACCAAUAACGCUCCUUCGGCCAGUGUGGACACCUUAGCUGGGGCCUCUGGUAAGAGUGGCUUCGGAAUAGGGACGCGCUUGAGUGGCUUGGCUGGGCUCCGAGGAUUUUGGAGCCAGGGGGGGAGUAAAAGUCUUGAGAUGCCUUCUCCCCCUAUGGAGUCACUCCCGCUACAACCCAAGAGCGAAGAACGACUGGAGAAAAUCAACAGUGCGUUUGCAUUUGAGGACUUCGGUGGACUUGGUUUAAUGUCUUUCUUUGGACGAAAGUCUCGAGAUAAUAGAUAACUAAUUCAACUUUGGAAGGACGGAAUAACAUUUUGUAUUGUCAUUCUUGUAAAAAAUUAUUGUGAAUGUUUGACAACAGUGGAAUUGCCAUUUGCUGUGCAAGCUAUUUUGUCGGUACCCACUGAAAUACUUGAAGACUCUUGAUCGAAAACGAGAAGGGAACUGGGGCCGGAGUGCGUCCUGCAAGUGUUUCUGGGAUGGUUACUGGAGACGCGCCAAUUGCGCCAAUUUUUGCCUUUCCUUAGUAACAAUCCCAGAAGUCUUUGCAAAAUUUACUCGGCCCAGUUCCCUUAGAAAACAUCAGGAAUGAAAAACGAUCCCUGACCGGAGGUAACCAGGUAGUGAUUUAGGAUCAAUUUAGGUUUCUGGAAACUGCCCACCUGCCCCUCCCCUAAGUCAACAUAUUGCCUUAAAUGAGAAGUACGUGUUGAUGUUGGCUUAAGGGAGGGUUAGGUGGGCAGUUUCCCAGAAACCUAAAUUGAUCCGUGAUUUACAAGCGUGGCCGAGGGGCUGCCUUGAAUCAAAUGCAUACUCACAUCCGUUCACUCGUCCACGCUUCCGCGCCUCAUUACGUGAACGAUAUAGAAUAUUGAACCGUGUUGCCGUCCAGAAUAGCCUGAAUUUCAGCCGCCUCCUCCGCUUGAUAAGUCACUCGUUGAGAGAUGCUCUCUGAAAUUCAAGCGUCGGUCCAAAAUUGUCGUGUAAUAAAAAUUAGACUGGCCUCUCGCCCUUCACGGGGUCUCCUGUCUUUCCUUUCGUUUUGAGCGAGACUGAGAAAGAGACGGGGGAGGGGUUGCAACUAAAUAACAUCCACCUACGGUAGGUCAGACUCCUUAUAACGGGUAUAUGAAGCAUCAUUCUCGUCGUUUCUGAACCUUAAUAACUAAACUUCACUGCAAUCUAAUGCUGCUUUCUGUAGGCGUCGUAGGGUGUCUGUUGCUUUGACUUAAGCCUGAUUUAGUAACAGAAGGGGGACCUCAGUUGACGACGGCGCGCGCAAAUCUUGACCAAUGGCGUCACCGGUAAAGCGGCAAAUUGGGCACUGGAAAUCGAGUUUAGUCCUUUCCGCGCGGUUUCCCGUCGUCAAAUGACGUUCCCGUUUUGUUGCAAAAUCAGGCUUUUAUCAAGAGGGAGACGGGAACGGAAACGGGAGGAAGAGAGACCCUGGAAACGAGGCUGCCCCUGUCCAUGCGGUAGCCUUUCUUCAGUAUUGAGUGACUGCCCAAAUAUGGGCUGCAUAGGAGUUAAGGUCACGCUCAGCUCACCUUUUCUCUGCGUGACUGAAUGAAGCGUUAGGUUAGUUAAAAAUAACAGUUUCUUACUUCGAAGUUGGUAUCUAAUGUUAAAAUCGAAGGAGAUAAAUCUUAAGUAUUUAAAAUUUAGUGGGUAUAUUUUGUUAUAACUAUAUUGAAGAACAUAUAUAUAUCAGUGCGGAUAGCAGAACCAUAUUUUUUAUAGGAUUUAUGUUUUUCAUUGUAGAAGGGGUAUUUCCCUAAAUCCAAUUAAACUGUACAAAUUCUUUGACAGAGAGAAUUCGGUUAUAUUCUGGUUCAACGUUUUCGAUGCACAGCUUCCCGCGACUCGCAACUCGUGCAAUUAUGUAACAUUUUAGUCAGGCCAUGGCUUUGUUAACUGAUGUAACCCGAGGGAAGCCCGAGGGUCUCCUGGUGCCAAGACUCCAGAGGCCAAAACUACCCUGAAGCACUAGGCACGAGAGUUAAGUUUGGUAAAGUAACAAAACAAGUAAUAAAUUGAAUGCUGCUUGUGAGGUUCAUAUUUACUGGUGAAUUUUUUACAGAGAAGCAAAUUUCUGAGGUUGGUUAUUCCGUGUAAUGCGUGAUAUGGGCUUAUUAUUUGAAAUUGCGGCAUGAACUAUAUGUAAAUGAAUGUGUAAUCCGGCUAAUCAUCCAUGCCAGAAUUGAAAUAUGGAACAAAAACUAACUACUAGAAUUUUGUUUUGGAUGGAAUUGUAAAUAGCUAAGUACUGUAUAAAUAAACCA
Porites evermanni is the source of this 12824-nucleotide messenger RNA. The record is from the annotation of a GenBank genome assembly. Lineage: Eukaryota; Metazoa; Cnidaria; Anthozoa; Scleractinia; Poritidae.